AUGCACCUCUUGUUGCUACUACUUGGAAUUUGUCUUUCUGUUCCUUCAUAUUCGCGUUCGGUCGACAAAAAUCGGGCCACUCCCGCAGCGGCCGUAGCGAGCGCAGUAAGUCCAGGAACGAACACAGCUAGAGCCUUGAAUCCAAUAGCCGUCGUACCAGGCACACCAAACCCAUACCAGCCAGUCGUAUAUCCAGGAACUGGCACCGUAUACCCUGGAACCGUCUUUCCGGGAACAACAUACCCAUUCCAACCAGGCGUAGUAUGGCCAGGAACAGGCACCGUUAACCCUGGAACCGUCAUUCCGGGAACAACAAACCCAUUCCAACCAGGUGUAGUGAAUCCAGGAGUGGUCUUGCCUGGUACCGUAUACCCUGGAACCGUCUUUCCGGGGACAACAAACCCAUACAGACCUAAUGUUUUUAACCCUUACCAACCUGGUAUAGUGAACCCCGGGAUAUAUGGCCCAUACAGACCUGGCGUAAUGAAUCCUUUCAUCUAUGGACGAAUGCGAGGAGGACGAGGAAGGCGUGGACUUCGCCAUCGCCGUCGCUAUCAAACUAAUGGAACGAAGCCGGAUAUAAGCAAGAAUCGUAACUGUACUGAUACUUCCAAAUACUGCAUAAAGACGCUUGCUACCCAAAGUGGGAAGCAACGAGCAUUUUACGACUGUGCUGAUGAUACUCAAUGCUGGGCCGAAGGGUGCACUUACCCGUCCAAGGGUGCAGCAGUCUGUUGCUGCAGCGAGGAUGAGUGCAACUCAUCGCCAACGUUCAAGUUGAUACCAGCAGUGAUUCCCAUGGCUAUUAUGAAGUUUUUCGGCCUAUAA
Necator americanus (New World hookworm) is the source of this 828-nucleotide messenger RNA. RefSeq lists its product as uncharacterized. The coding region runs from base 1 to 828 and encodes 275 amino acids. The transcript has 5 exons. The record is from RefSeq and is a predicted model, not a curated record. NCBI's taxonomy places the organism in Eukaryota, Metazoa, Nematoda, Chromadorea, Rhabditida, Ancylostomatidae.